GUUAUGCCACUCCGUGCCUAUUUGAGUGGAAAGGAGAAGGACUGCUGGUCCAAGCUUGGAUUUUCUAUCACUACGCAGUCCAUCUGUAAUUCUGCUUUGACUUUCAGCACCCGCAGAGAAGGGGAUUGCUGCUGAUCAGUUACAGCGAAGGUGCCAAUCAUCCCACAGAUAUAUCAUAUCGCCAGUGUGUCACCCGCCGAGCACCUUAGUACAACACUUAACUCGCAAGCUCUUCAACAGGCUGGACUCUCUGUGCUGCACCGUUGCUAUGGAAUAUCGAGGUGCUCACCUGGCUUUCCGCCGGCGAUGGAAGAAGACAGACAAUGACCUCUGUCGACACAGCAUGUCCUUUGUCCUGCACAACACUCUCAGGAAUGAGUUUUUUGCCAGCUAUCUCUACCUGCUGGAACAAAUCCCUCUAGUGAAGCUAUAUGCGGUGACAUGCGAGUACAUCAAUGGCGAGAAGCAGUUCUACGCACAAGCACAGGACUUCUACAAAACUGUCCCAGCAUCAGAGGAAGGCAUGAUGGGAGACUUCAUAGAGAUCUCUGAGAUUGACCUUGAAGGCUCCAGAGCAUUCCUGAAAAAGUUUGUUGGGGGCCCUGGCAAAGCUGGCACCAAAUGUGCCUUGGACUGUGGCUGUGGGAUUGGAAGGGUCUCCAAGAACGUCCUCUUUCCUGUGUUUGAGACACUGGAGAUGGCAGACAUGAUGGAGGACUUCUUGAACCAUGCCCACGAAUGCUACCUGGGCGAUGACGCUGAUCGUGUCGAGUGCUACUACUGCUACAACCUGCAGGAUUUCACGCCCCCCCUCAAUAAGUACGACGUCAUCUGGAUGCAAUGGGUGGCAUGUCACCUGACCGAUAAAGAUCUGAUGGAGUUUCUCAUCAGAUGCAAAGCCAGUCUGAGGCCAAAUGGAAUCAUAGUCAUCAAAGACAACAUGGCCAGGCAGGGUUGCAAGCUGGAUCCCAUUGACAGCAGCCUGAUCAGGCACCUAGACAUUGUAAAAAACAUCAUAUACAAAGCUGGUCUGGAGAUACUAGGCGUUGAGAGGCAGCAGGGCUUCCCUGAGCAGAUAAUCCCAGUGUGGAUGAUUGCUAUGAAGUAGUGACCUUUAAAGAAUGACCUGCUUUAUGCACAGAUCCAAAUACAUAUGUAUACUCACAUAAAAUGGACUCACGGAGCUGAAAACUCUAAUUCAUUUUGUCAGGUGCAGACUGAUCUCAAACGCUGCAGUAACAUUUUGUUUUUCAGUGCGAAAAAAUGACGUUGGUUCACUUCAACAAUUUUAUUUUUUCCUAGCCAUUCCCACAUGCGAAAACAUUUCCAUUCCUAUAAUCCAUAGAAGUAAUUUAGGCAGAGGUAAUAAUAUUAAACUGAGGUUUUAUGUCUCCAUGGAAUAGCACUGUGAGAUGCAUGUAAACAGAGUGGACAAUAUAACUGAUGCAUAUAACUACAUGGUCACUGCAUAUUGCAAGUAUUCAAAUUUUUCAUAUCCACUAUUGCUAUAAUUCUUAUAUGUUCUUAUGAAAAAAGUUGUUAUUUGGAAAUUCAUAGAAACAGGAGAAAGUAUGAAGUAAAAAACCAUAAUUUUGUUUACCAGUUACAAUUUUUAGAAAAUUACACCAUAUAUCAGAACUUAGAGUACUAUCUUUGUGCCAGUUUUCAAGCAGAAGUCUAUGAAAGUAACGAAAACUGUUUUUAAAACUUAAGAUGAAAGUUAUGUCUUUUCAGACAGUGUAAGUUGCUCUGAAAUGGCACAUCAUGUACUCUGCCAUCUGUUUUAAACUAAAAUGUACAGAUUCGAUGCAAAAUCUCACCAUUUUUACUUUCAUGGAAAAAUUUUUAUUUUUGAGAA
Molecule: messenger RNA, 1858 nt
Organism: Scleropages formosus (Asian bonytongue)
Lineage: Eukaryota; Metazoa; Chordata; Actinopteri; Osteoglossiformes; Osteoglossidae
Gene: ntmt2
Product: N-terminal Xaa-Pro-Lys N-methyltransferase
Exons: 4
Coding region: 269-1108 (279 amino acids)
Biological process (GO): N-terminal protein amino acid methylation
Cellular component (GO): cytoplasm
Molecular function (GO): N-terminal protein N-methyltransferase activity
Source: RefSeq, a predicted model, not a curated record